Messenger RNA from Cantharellus anzutake, 1413 nucleotides. RefSeq lists its product as uncharacterized. The transcript is spliced from 2 exons. The record is from RefSeq and is a predicted model, not a curated record. NCBI's taxonomy places the organism in Eukaryota, Fungi, Basidiomycota, Agaricomycetes, Cantharellales, Hydnaceae. The coding region runs from base 448 to 1107 and encodes 219 amino acids.
CAUUACAUUGUGCUAUUUUGCAAGGAUUCUACAAACACUGGCCGCCUCGUUAUUCCGUAACUUGGACGCCAAUCAUCUUCCCUGAGUCGCUGGCUAUUUCGAGAGAGAUUUGGACUCUUCCCCUAUCCCAAUAGAGGCUGGUAACUCUGCCCAGACUUGCCAAACCUUUUCCUUGUGUCAUGCUAUCUUGACAGGGGGUGUCCACUAAACCACCCUCCCGCGUGGGGAGAUUAUUCUGGGCCGUAGCUCCCGCCGAACGGGCCACGUAUCCUGCAGCGAUUGCCCUAUUCGACACAAUAUUAGAUGACUAUUCGCCGCUGGAACAUCGUCUCGGAGAAAAGCAACCAGAAGUAAUCGGUGCGUUUCGGCCCCCACACGAUUUCGCCACUAGUACAUCCGAAGCUCUGUGUGAGUCCAUUCGAGAGCUUCCCGACCCUCUCCUGGAACAUGCGUUCGUUUGUUCCAUCAGCCCACUCGGAGCGUGUAGCUUCUCGACAGAAGGGCCACUUCGCUCCCCUGACCUGUGUCCCCGGAAGGUGCGACCUUCCACAAGUACCAUUUGGGUUCCCGUCCGGUCCACUCCGGUCCCCCCCCCCACGAAGCCGCAUCUCAGGACCUUCCUUCGUUGAGCUUCCUUUGUUGCCAUCGUGCGCGGGUGGAGAAGUCCAACACAGUGAUUACUCGACGAAGAGCGGGGAUUCCACAAGCUGGGUGUUUAUUUGCACUAUCCUUUGCGCGACUCGUGGAGAUGAAUGCACCAAUCGUAUGGCUUCCAUCGGUUCUUUCUCUUCGUACCGUUCGGACUGGCCCUGUCUUUGUGGACAACAGAUCCCUAUUCGAGUUAUAUUCGCGGAGAACGCAGUAGCCAUGAUCCAGAUCUGCUUUUUCUGUCGACGAGGAAUAACGGUCUUUGCCAGAUAUUGCCACCCGCAACCCGAUCAAAUAUUUUGUCUAGCGCUUGUCCUGAACUUUAGAUCACUUCGAGUACUCGGGUCAUUGUUGCGCCUUGAUUUUCGCUCUCAAGGACAUCUGGUUCACCCCGGUUCCCGCCCAGGAAGCCACACUCCUAGUUUAUCCAUUCUCGGUGGACUUGCAUGGACGCCUUAACCUUAACUAGCGUUCCAUACCACAUCUGGCUCUCCGUCCGAUUUCUUCUUCUUUACUUAGAAAACCAACUACAUGCAGUAGAGGCUGGUCACCUGCCUAGACUGAGUCUCCAUAUUACAUCCCCGAUCCUCGUUAUAUAUUAAUCUCAAACUUCCACUUCUGUAUUAUUUCCUUGGAGUAGGUUCGAAUGUACGAAAACCCAUCGAUAAACAAACGGCCGUGGCGAAGAAAUUGGGUUUAGCCCCCAUCAAGCCGGUUGCACAAUAAGCAGCCUCAGUAGUGUACGUGGUAUGUAAGGCUAGGACU